UCAAAACAAAAUAUUGAAAUUUAGAAAACUGCAAAAAAAACAAGCCCAACUUUUGAAUUUAACUUACCGAAAGUUGUAUGUUGACUUCAGCAAUCAUUAAGAUAAAACGGACCUUUUACUAAAAAAAGUAAAUUUUAAUUUAAAUAGCAGCAAGCCACUAACAAAUGUAAAAACCCUUUAUUACCAAAUAAAUACCUACCACAGUCAAAAAAUAAAUAGCAACUAUUUUAUCAAUAGACGAACUAACCUCCCCACAUACCACCUGCAAACCUUUUGUUGCCAUAUCAACUGUUUAAUCAAUAAUUAAUUAACCUGUGAAUUUUCAAACUUCAAGCCAAAUUUGAACAUUUAGGCACAAAAAUGUCAAAACCCACCACCAUUAAAGAUGCAAUCAAAAGAUGGGAGGAAAAGCACCAAGGUGAGCAAAUUAGCGAAGCAUUAGAAGUGGGUUUCCAAUUCCAAUGGCCCCCUAUAGAAAAAAUGGACAAUUCCCUGUCAGUACUGCAGAAGUGUCGAAAACUCAGUCUGUCUACCAACAUGAUUGAAAAAAUUGCUGGAAUAAGUGCCCUAAAGAACUUAAAAAUAUUAUCGCUGGCAAGAAAUUAUAUUAAAUCGUUUUCUGGAUUGGAGGGUGUGGCAGAUACUCUGGAAGAACUGUGGAUAUCGUAUAAUUUUAUCGAAAAAGUUAAAGGGGUACAAGUACUUAAGAAACUCAAGGUACUUUACAUUGGAAACAAUAUGAUCAAAGAGUGGGGAGAAUAUGUUAAAUUACAAGAUUUGCCUUGUUUAGAGGACUUACUGUUUGUGGGAAAUCCAUUAUACGACAGUAUGGAAGAGUCGGUAUGGAAGCAAGAGGCAAUAAAAAGGCUUCCGAAUUUAAAAAAGUUGGAUGGUGAGCCAGUUGUUAGAGAUGAGGAAUAAUCUUCUAAGAUUUUAAAAAAUCGUUAAAGAAUGUUUGAAGUUUCAUUUAAAUAGGUAUUUUGGUCAUGAUAAUGAUUUUAAAUAGAAGUACCAUUAAUUUAAUCUAAAACAAUAUUAAAAAGCAUUUCCGACUAUAAUCUAUAUAUCAAUUGUACUAUAAAAAAAUGAUCAGAACUAUUUUAAGUAAUGAAAUCAAUUAAAAUUUUUUUAUAUAAUUGAUUAUAGUAAAAUUUCUAUAAAACUCCCUAUAAUCUCUUAAAGUGAGCUCUAUUUAGGAACAUAUUCAAGAAACAUCUUAUGUAAAUGGAACAUGAUUUAAUAAACUGAAAAUAAAAUUAACAAGACAUAAGAGCAAUAAAAAUAUAAAAGACUUUCUUUAGAUAUUGUUUUUUUAUCCUAAGAAUUGAGCUAAGCAAAUAUAAGUCCUUGACUUAAAUCCCAGUAAAGUAGGUAUCUGAUAAAAAAUGCGCACAUCUA
Messenger RNA from Anthonomus grandis grandis, 1398 nucleotides. It is a transcript of the gene ODA-Dnal1, whose product is annotated as dynein axonemal light chain 1. Gene Ontology annotation, cellular component: cytoplasm. The transcript is spliced from 3 exons. Lineage: Eukaryota; Metazoa; Arthropoda; Insecta; Coleoptera; Curculionidae. The record is from RefSeq and is a predicted model, not a curated record. Bases 361 to 921 code for a protein of 186 amino acids. Gene Ontology annotation, molecular function: protein kinase binding.